GUCGAGCACGCCGCAGCGAUCGCUUUGUACGAGACGCAGGGUUAAUUCUACAUACCUUGGACGCUGCAGGUCGCAACGCCGUUGCCGCGCUCGCACGCCGUUGCUCUCCCAAGCCGCCGCACUGCACCGCCAUAAUGCCCAAAAAAGCAGCACCAUCUAACGACGCGCCCGCGAGCGAUCAAAAGAAAAAGACGAAAACGGGCCCGACGCCGGCCGAGAAGCUCGCGGACGAGCUCGACGACCUCAUGAUCGCCUACCUGAAAGCUUGUAGAGAAACGCCGGACAAGGCGCCGGGCCUCGAGAAGAAAAUGAAAGCGAAGACGGCUCAAUUAGCUGCUUUGCAGGAUCAAGGGAUAGACGCGCACCCGAGCUGGGCCGAUGUGGAAUAAUGCGCCGGCUGCUCCCGAACCUCGCCGCGAAGAUUGAUGGAAGGGCCUGCGAGGGCCUUCGCACCAGAGGUUAUGCUAUUGUGGACGGUUUUUUGGGCGAGACGUGGUGUCGCCCUGUGUGGAAAUCAACCAGUGAGUUAGGUUGUCUCGCCAUCGAGCAGAACGUUAUGGGGACAAUGUCGCGUCGAUGGCGUGGAACCUCGACGCUGUCGAGCAGGCGCAGCUACUGAGGCAGCAUCGCGUCGAUGGCGUGGGGCGCGCGAAAUUUGAUGUCCACACAGGUGUCACCUGCUGCGCGACGACAUCAUCACGCUGGCCGAGCGGCGGUUAUUGGGGAGAAACGCGACGCAUCUCGUGCGGCGAGGCACGACGUCCUUACUGGUCAAGAAUAACAUCUUCGAGACGGAAAUAGGCGCGCACGAGGAAGCUAGAGUUAAUGCGCCGCACCUCGCCACAUUAUAUAACGACAGAACGCUGCGAGAACGACUGAGAGCGUGCGUCGGCGGCCCGUUACGCUCGCAAUCCUUGAAGGUCCAACUGAACCAUGGAAGUGGGGGCUGCUUCCCCCUCCACUUCGACGGCGACCCGUCGUUAGAUGAUCGGGUCAUUACAGCAGUAUUAUAUCUGAACCCGGACUGGUCCGACGCGGACGGAGGCCACCUCCAACUCGUGCCCUUUCCGGAAACACCGGUGGACGUCGCGCCGCUUUUCGACCGACUGGUGCUCUUCGCGUCGCACGACACGCUACACCGGGCCCUGCCCGCACAAAACGUGCGCUUCUGCGUGACGCUCUGGUUCUACCGGACACAGCCCGGCGGCGGCGCCGCGGUUGCUGAUGAGACAAAGGCCGAGCGGAGGUUGAUGGCGCGCUACGCGUAUCGGGAGGCGUGGGGGCGGUCCAUCCGCGAGAGCCAUGCGCCGGGCGAGGCGCUCGACGCCGCGUUGUCGGACCACGCCUCCGACACGCUUAAAAUCGCCGAGGCUUUGAAGGCGCGCGGCGUCGAUUUGGCGGAGUUGGACGCUAUGAUUAUUAAGUAACUUUAAACAACUCGG
Messenger RNA from Pelagomonas calceolata, 1442 nucleotides. Lineage: Eukaryota; Pelagophyceae; Pelagomonadales; Pelagomonadaceae. The record is from the annotation of a GenBank genome assembly.